UCACCUCACUGCCCUCGCUUUCGCCUCGCAUCCGCCCCGCACCUCGUCCCUCGCCAUGCCGUCGGUCGCCACGGCCGCAGCUGCGGCGGCCGCGGGCGCGCCUCUCCGCCGCCGCCCGGGCGCGUCACGUCGCCAGCCCGCGCGCGCCUCCUCCUCCUCCUCCCUCCCCUCCCCCGCGCUCGCCAGGUCCACGCGCCUCGCCGCCACCACCUCCUUCCCGCCGCUCGUCCGCAGGGCCAGGCCGUCGCUGGCGGCGGCACGGGCGGCGAGCCCCGACGCCUCUACGGGGGCACGGUUGCCCACCUCCGGCGGCCAGAUGCUGGUGUUCGUGCCCCCGCACCCGCUGAUAAAGCACUGGGUCUCCGUCCUGCGCAAUGAGCAGACGCCCUGCGCCAUCUUCAAGAGUGCCAUGGCGGAGCUUGGUCGGCUGCUCAUAUACGAAGCUUCCAGAGAUUGGCUGCCUACAAUCACAGGAGAGAUCCAAACACCUAUAGCUGUUUCAAGUGUUGAAUUUAUUGACCCAAGGGAGCCUGUCAUGGUUGUUCCGAUACUGAGAGCUGGUCUUGCUCUGGCUGAAAACGCUUCGUCAGUUCUGCCAGCCACCAAAACUUAUCACCUUGGCCUGCGUAGGGAUGAAGAAACACUUGAGCCUUCAAUAUAUCUCAACAACUUGCCAGACAAGAUUCCAGAGGGGACUCGAGUGCUAGUUGUUGAUCCAAUGCUGGCCACAGGUGGGACCAUUGUUGCUGCCAUUGACUUGUUGGUUGAACGUGGAGUUACAAGCAAGCAGAUUAAAGUUGUAUCUGCUGUUGCAGCACCUCCUGCUCUUCAGAGGCUCAGCAACAGGUUCCCUGGGCUCCACGUUUACACGGGAACAAUUGAUUCCGAAGUUGAUGAGAGAGGGUUCAUAGUUCCGGGGUUGGGAGAUGCCGGCGAUAGAAGCUUCGCCACAUAAUUGUACUAAGUUUGUGCAGCAGCUGUUCUAUCUCUACCAGCGAGUUUGGCGUAAGCAAAAGUUUUCCCUACGAUUCGAGUGCUUGGAAUAUGGGAGUUAGACCAGUCUGUCGUUCUAUUGUAUUCACCUGUUAAUUCCAUUCGUUGGAGAAUCUCACUUCCUAGCUCAUUAUUUUGUAAUUAUCCAUUUUUUAACAAUUUUUUGGGAUGUCUCUUUUUAAUCUUACAUAUUUGUAGAUACUCCCUGGGAAAGAAUGUUGACAGUGUUUAUUCCAAUCAAAAUAAUAAAGCAAAAGGAAGUAGUGUUCUCUUAGUCUACACUUGGGAACACCAUAUUAGUGUGUAAUAGCUCAUGGUUAAUGAUUGAAGAAGCGGAUACACUUCUUGCCACUUCUUGCUACAUCGCAGCAAUAUAUCUUAAUACUUCUUCAGAGGCAACC
Messenger RNA from Oryza brachyantha (malo sina), 1394 nucleotides. RefSeq names its product uracil phosphoribosyltransferase. The coding region runs from base 56 to 955 and encodes 299 amino acids. The transcript has 11 exons. Lineage: Eukaryota; Viridiplantae; Streptophyta; Magnoliopsida; Poales; Poaceae. Gene Ontology annotation, molecular function: uracil phosphoribosyltransferase activity. Gene Ontology annotation, biological process: uracil salvage. The record is from RefSeq and is a predicted model, not a curated record.